This is a messenger RNA of Fusarium fujikuroi IMI 58289, 501 nucleotides long. RefSeq lists its product as uncharacterized. NCBI's taxonomy places the organism in Eukaryota, Fungi, Ascomycota, Sordariomycetes, Hypocreales, Nectriaceae. The record is from RefSeq and is a predicted model, not a curated record. The transcript has a single exon. The coding region runs from base 1 to 501 and encodes 166 amino acids.
AUGAAGUCUGUCAUUGCUCUUGCACUUCUCUCCGUUGCCUUCGCGGCUCCUCAGGGAGGCUCAAACAAUGCUGCUCUUGAGAAACGUCAGUUCAGCCCAGCCGAGCUUGAUGCCUUUUUCGACUCUCUUAGCUCUCUUCUCGGCCAGCUGCCUACGGUUCCCGUGACAGAUAUCCUAACUUUCUCGACUUCUGUCUCUGGUACCCCCACUGAGGUCCCCAUCACCACGACUGCUGCCUUUGACGAUGGCACUCUUCCCUUUGCCAAGCGCCAGUCUCCCGCAGACCUUGAAGCUAUCAUCUCCUCUCUUAGCGCUCUCAUCUCGACUACUGCCACCCCCACUGAAGCCAUUGGUUGCGCCACUGAUGUUGUCGAUGUCCCUACUACUGUUAAUGGCGUUCCUACCGAGGUUUCCAGCGUUGCUGCUGUCCCUACUGCCGUCGCACCCACUGCAGCACCCGCUGGGGCCCCGGCUGCUCCCGCUGCUCCCGGCGGUGCCUGA